This is a messenger RNA of Pyricularia pennisetigena, 1071 nucleotides long. RefSeq lists its product as uncharacterized. NCBI's taxonomy places the organism in Eukaryota, Fungi, Ascomycota, Sordariomycetes, Magnaporthales, Pyriculariaceae. Gene Ontology annotation, cellular component: membrane. The record is from RefSeq and is a predicted model, not a curated record. Bases 1 to 1071 code for a protein of 356 amino acids. The transcript is spliced from 3 exons.
AUGGCCCUUCCAGCCUUGAACGCGCUGGAGGAAUGCUCCGACUUCUCAAAGACCGUCGAGCCCUUCAUCCCUCAGCUGUACGAGCUUCCCAACAAGCUCAUCGAGGUCUUCACGUCAGGUGGAAGCCUGCGCGCACUCUAUCUCAGCACCAAUCCGCUCAUCUCCGCGUUCGCCUUUUCGCUAGUGCUCGGCCUGGUCUUCUUGGUCGUCUCCGAGAUCAACAAGAACUAUUCGCAAGUUGAUAGAUGCUGGAGCAUAUUGCCCACAGUCUACCUGGCCCACUUCGAUGUGUGGGCGCGCAUGGCUGGCCUGCCUAGCGAGAGACUGGAUACCGCGCUCAUCUUUGGCAUCGUUUGGAGCAUUCGAUUGACCUACAACUACGCACGAAAGGGAGGAUACAACAUUGGCUCUGAGGAUUAUAGAUGGGAGAUUGUCCGCAAAAACGCUCCGGCAUGGGCUUUCCAUCUCCUCAAUAUUGUCUUCAUCUCUUUCAUCCAGAGCGUCCUACUCUUCCUGAUCGCCGCCCCCGCAUACCCGAUGUUGCUCGCCAUCCAGUUCGAGCCGCAGGCAUCUACCGCAGACUACGUAUUCAUGUCCAUCCAGCUCGGGCUUGUCACCUUGGAAUGGUUUGCGGAUCAGCAACAGUGGGACUACCAUGGCGCCAAAAAGCAAUACCAAGAGACAGCCAAGGUUCCUUCAGGGUACACGCACGCCGAGGUGGAGCAAGGGUUCGUCUCAAGCGGUCUAUGGGCUUAUAGCCGGCACCCCAACUUUGCCGCCGAGCAAACCAUCUGGUUCCUACUCUACCAGUGGAGCUGUUAUAAUACAAAGGUCCUGUACAGCUGGGCUGGUAUUGGCUCGGUGUCUCUGCUCUCGCUGUUCCAGGGAUCGACGUGGCUCACGGAGCUCAUCACUUCUGGAAAGUACCCGGACUAUAAGGAGUAUCAGAAGCAGGUUGGCAUGUUCGUACCUACAGGCCGGGCCUACAAGGCACGGGCUUUGCCCAAAGGCCCCAAGAUCAUUAAGACGAGCGAGCUCACGAAGAAGAAUGAGAAGAAGAAGCACAAGUGA